Mizuhopecten yessoensis (Yesso scallop) is the source of this 5338-nucleotide messenger RNA. Its product is annotated as orexin receptor type 2-like. NCBI's taxonomy places the organism in Eukaryota, Metazoa, Mollusca, Bivalvia, Pectinida, Pectinidae. Gene Ontology annotation, cellular component: membrane. Bases 450 to 1718 code for a protein of 422 amino acids. Gene Ontology annotation, molecular function: neuropeptide Y receptor activity. Gene Ontology annotation, biological process: G protein-coupled receptor signaling pathway. The transcript has 5 exons. The record is from RefSeq and is a predicted model, not a curated record.
UAUAAUUUCGGAUUAUGGAUAUUUUGAUAAUUUCGUUGACGGCUGUACACUCCCGAUAGUAUCAGCGGACGGAACACUAUGUUUUACAUGUCCAAAUUCGUUUAACACACAGACAAAAAAAUCCGGAUUUAUCUGCGAUAGUUAACUGUUUACGCCUGUUUGUUCUGUAACUAAUUUGAGAUACGGCCGCUGAAGUGUUGACUUUGUUUUCUGUACGUAACAGAAGACUUGAGAUGGUAUUUAUAUCUUUGCUCUCGACUGGAAUAGUUGGGUGACAUUCUGGUUACGACUUCUAGACGGAACUACAUUGUAUGGGUACUUCGUUUUCAUAUCACUUCGUUUAUUUUUAAAUAGUUUGAUAUUUCUUGGAAAAAAUAACAACACAGCAAAUUAACAAUAGCCCAUAGCUGUUGUCUAUCGCACACUAACGAGGUACACCACCGCCCAGUAUGGAGUUGAAGAAUGUUGGCGUGUCCAUAGUUUAUAAUGUCGUGGACACGGUGGAACCUUGUGUCAACACCUGCCUCUCUUUGACCGGAUGUGUCUCCACAGAAACCUGCCGGAAGUACAUAGAGGAUUACAUUUUCCCGCGUCCUUUGGAAUGGGCCUUUAUAGCUGUGUACGGGAUUCUGUUCUUGUUUGGUUUAAUAGGAAAUGCUCUUGUCUGUUAUGUAAUAUGCCAUAGCCAUCAUAUGCAAACUGUCGUCAACAUUUUCAUCUUCAACCUUGCCGUUGCGGAUUUCCUCGUCAUAUUUUUCUGUCUGCCAACUACCAUGUUAGCAGACAUUACAGAGACGUGGUAUUUCGGUGACAUUAUGUGCAAAAUCAUACCGUUUCUACAGACAACAUCUGUGUCGGUCUCAGUCCUCACACUGAGUGCUAUAUCGGUGGAGAGGUACUUCGCCAUUUGUCAACCUCUCAAGGUCCGGCUAACCACCAGGACGAUUAUCAAGAUCAUUGUGGCGAUAUGGAUAGCAGGAAUGGCGGCGUCUGUACCGGAAGUACUAUUCAAUAGGCUAUGGGAAUCAGUUCCGGGUCAGGUCACGAAAUACCUUGUUCACUGUAGAAAGGACUGGUCGCUUGUCUACGACAACAAUUACCAGUUAUUUAUUCUGGUGGCGCUCUACUCCAUUCCUAUAUGUCUCAUGGCCUUCACGUAUUCCGUGAUUUCCCGCCAAUUAUGGAAGAACGAUAUUCCUGGAACAGCCGAAACUAAUCACGUGUGUUCCCGUUCCGGUUCCACCAUUUCCGGUCCAGAGAGCCAGCUCCAUUCACGUCGUCGAGCUGCCAAGAUGUUAAUGACGAUAGUGGUGAUAUUCGCCGUGUGUUAUCUACCUGUCCACAUCCUUAACCUGAUCAGGUUUACAGAUUCGUUCCGCGGUGUAGAUGAGACUAUCAUCAUCAACAUUGCCCUCAUCUCCCACAUCCUCUGUUACGUCAACAGUGCGAUUAACCCUGUCAUCUACAACUUCAUGUCUGCCAAGUUCCGGAAGGAGUUCCGAAUGACCUUGACUUGUUGUCGGUGUCGUCGUCGGCAAAGCUCGUCACUUGUUCCACCGGGUACGACGUCAUCCGCACGUAAUAGGAGUUCUAUUCCUCGUACAGAAAGAUUCACCAUGAAUACCGUGACGAUGAAACAGCCCGGAUGGAUUACGUCACCACGGUAUUCUACCGGAAGUGAGAAAGGAAAUCACAUACGAGUGACAUCUACCCGAUAAUUCUAACUGGCCGUGGAGACGUCGAGCUUAUGUUUCUAUAUGUAGUUGUUUAUUCAUAUAAUGUGCUUCUUAGAAGAUUCAGGAAAGGUUUCAAAGGAACAGUCACAACAUGGAUACAGUUAAACUUUACAGAUAAAUUGUUUAAUCAAGCACUGAGUGAUUUUACUAUAGAAAAUAUCAAUAAUAAUGCUUUUCCAUCCUGGAAAAACGAUGUGUCUUUUGGUGAGGGGUUUAAUAGAUACGCUCACCGUGACAUAAGGAGAAGUUAUAUAUAGGUAAAUUUAUCAAGACGAAUAGGUCACCUCCGUGAUUUGCUACUCACUCUACCGGAAGUCAGGAUAUUACUUCACUGACAACGUAUAUUUGAUUAACGAACCGGAUGAAAGGUUCCGUGACUGGCAAGAGGCCGGACAAAUAACGUGACCCAAUGUCUUGCACAUCGUAGGAGGAUGACCCUUCCAGUCCCAGACGAUAUAUGGGGAGCGUCUCAGAACAUUGCCAAUGUAUAUUGAAUUUCAAAAUGGAAGAGGAAAUUGCGUGUCCGGGAUUCGGACCGGACCUUAUCAUUAUUCGUUAUCUUUAUAGAUCAUUAACAUUAUUAGCUGAACUCGGUACGUGUUUUAUUUCUGAUUUCAUACUACAAUAGAAAAAUAAUGACAGUGUCAACUUGCAAGAAAGACAGUUGGAACUCUCAGCGAUAUGUUUUGUUACUUAAAUUACGAAUAUAAAAUCAGAGGAAAAGUAAGGGAUUUUUAGUAAAAUUCGAUAUAUAUAUAUAUCCUAUUGAGAAUGAAUAAUGCAAUAUUAUUUUCUUCGCUGUAAAUCAAUAAUCCCUGAAUGUCUUGGUUCCUUUAUGAUAACUGCCACAGACAUUGGUAUAAGAUGGUGAUCCCAGGGGUUUGAAGUCCUUACGUCGUUACCGUGAUAACUGCCACAGACACUGUGUAUAAGAUGGUGAUCCCAGGGCCGUGUAGUCCUUGCGUCGUUACCGUAUUUAUAUGUCAAUCGGACAAUAGAACCAAGUGAAAGCUUGUCCUGACAAGUGUGUAUCGGUAAUGUAUUCAGUACGUAAAGGGUACAUCUGUUUUACAGGGUAACAGAGGCAUCAAAUGUAACAUUUCAUAGAGUAUAGGGAGUAUCGUGUACUAUGGACGCGUUAACAUUAGGAUUUUUUGUUCAUUUAAUAAGAAAUAGAGAAAAUCACUAUACAGUUUAAUGAAUAAGUGGAAAAAGAAUGAAUGCAUUUUUCAUAGAAUAGUGAAAAUAAUCUUACCAUAUAUAACCAGAAAACGCUAUAAUUGCGUGAAGUGUCUCAUUCAAAAGCGCACACAGUUUCAUUGUCCAGCGUGAUGUCACCAGUAUAUGUUUAGAUAUAUACACAUGUAUAAGUAAAAUAAGGGUGGAACGUAGAUUUUAAAGAGAGAUGAAAUAUUCUUUUCAUAAUGUAAUUCGACAACGGGUAGUAUAUUUCUUUCAGGAAUUUAUACAUGAAAUAUAUAUAUAUGUCCAAAAAACAGAUAAAAUGUACAUGUUUGAGAAUACCAUCAGUAUGGAAAUUAUACGGAGUAAGAAAGGAAUGACUCUGCAUUUGUUGUGUAGCAGAAAGAUGGAAAAUGCAUUUCACAGAGGGAUACAAUGAAAAGUUUACGGAGAAGUAAAGAAAGGUUACAUUUCACAGAGUAAAAGAGAGAUGAAAUCUUUAUUUCUUAGAAUAACAAAUGAAGUUAAUAUUCCAUAGAGUAACAUUCACAUAUAAUGAUAGCCAUACUAUGUUAACUUAAUGAAGCAUACAUCCUGAAUUCUUACAUAAAUCAAAGGAACAUUAUAAUAAUACGAUAUAUUCCUCAGGGAGAAAACUCAAUUACAGAACAUAGAUAAUUUCUGUGUAAGGUAGUGAUUCAAAAUUAUUUCUCAGAGUUAUAAACUACGAAAAGAUUAAUAUUUUGCAAACAUCUACGAGAAAUACAAUAAGUUGGGAAUAUAUGUGGUAAUGAAUCAAGAAGCAGCUCUUUCAUUGACAUUUUAGGUUGAUUGUUUUUCAGUUUUCUGAUGAUUUGAUUUUGUCUUUGUUUGAAUACAUAUAAUAAUUCGAUAACCUUUAUUGAUAAAAUCAGAACAUUUACCUUAUAGGGGUAUUGGAAAAGCUUCGGGUAUUUCCGUCAUAUUGUUGAUGUUAUCCGGGACCAAUCAUGACGUGACGUCAAAGUUAAAUUAUGGCGAAAUCGUUUAAAUUUGUUUCCGAUUGACGAUUUCUGAUUGAGCUGCUGGUACUGUAACUGUUGAAAACAAGAUAUUGCUCCCGCAAUAAUGGAUGUUCCACCAUUUGGAAUAAAACAUUUCAAAUUUAGAGCAGUGUGGAGAAUAGAGUUAAUAUGUGUGAAUAUUUUCAUUAGUUUUCAAAAAAUGAAUUUUUAUCCUUACAUAUUGUAAACUAUAUAUGGACCAAUAUACUUCUACAUCUUAUUUUAUAAUGGUAACAUUCCUUUCAUUUAUCCUACCUUUUGGUUUGUAAACAUUUGUAAAUAUUUCAGCUUCCCGUUCGUUUCAGGGUUAUUUCAUUUUAAUACAAUUGAAGCCUAGUAAGCUUUUAAUAAUAAACUUAAGUUAAUGUACAACUAUUAGAAAACAAGUUUAAUCAAUUUAUAUUUAUGACUCCUGUUGGCCCAGAUGGUAGCUAACAAAGAGUCUUAAUGUGGAAGGUAAACGCAGUACCCUGAGAAACCCCACGCGGUAGGACAUACGGUCCAAUACCAUGUUACGUCCGAUAGGAGCAUAUAACGCCUUCGUCUCGGUGAAAGACAUCUGUGGAAAUGCAUUAGAUCAUCUGCCCGACCAAGUAUGAAUAAGGAAGCUUCUUUUAUUUCAUAAAUCAUAGAUAAAGCUAGCGACUAAUUCACAUAUCUCAAGUGUUAAUGUAUAUCUGCCUCACGAUAAAACAGCGAUAUUUGCAGAAAAAUAUUAAUUAAAUAAAUCUAAGAAACAAUCAUGUAAUGGAAAUAUGAUGGUAUGUUUAGGAUACAGUAUGGCUUUGAUAUCCACGAUUCAUAAAAGAUAAUAUCAUACACCAUGUUCAUUUUCUUUUAAAUCUUAAAUAAUCGUACGUUUACUAGGAAAUAUUUCGCCCUUCACUGGUACAUUGGGAGGUCCAUACUCACCGAGUGUUUUGACAUUCACAUGUAGUCGCUGUACUUAUCAAUUUGCCCUCAUCAUCACGGAAGUCGCAAGGCGGAGGUAAACUACGGCAAACAUAAUUAUAUAAGUCGCAGCACUGCCGAAUACAUAUUACUGUCAAUAUAGAACGAACAUGUCAAUUUACGUGCUCACUAGAUAUUGUAUUCUUCCCAAUCAUCACUUUUAUUGAGAACGUGUUAUGUAAUAUGACAUGGUAGAUACCACCGUUUACGUACUUUUAUGAUAUAUAUUUUAUUAUGACUGAUUUCCUGUUUUGUGUACUGUGUUAUAUAAACAGUGACUUGAUUCACGUGUUGAUUAUUAGAAAAGUGCGACUUUUGCACGGUGUAAUAUAAUGUUUAGAAUGCGAUAUACAACAAACCCAAUAUUUGACUAACAUUAUAUUAUUGUAUAUUAUAAGCUUAUGAAUAUUUUUGUGAAUAAUCGGA